AGUUUUUUUUGCUGAGCUGCACUGCCGUUCUACGCAUAAUUGUCCCAUGUUCAAAAACUUGCAAUCGAGAAAAACGCGAUUGAAGAUUUUACACACUUUCGUGUUUUGCAGCAAUGAUGGAUCGAAAUUUAACGUUCCAAUGAUGCAUUUAUGUUGAAAAAGUAUAUUUUUAAUGAGUUUUCUAAAAAAAAUUUUGUUUGGUGUUAUUUAAUGUUCAAAAUAAUCAAAAAUAUGUGGCGGGACAAUUAUGCGUAGAAUUCUGCUCGACAUUAAAAAAUUCUACGCAUAUUUGUCUCGCUGUCAGUGGUUCGCUUUAGCAGUUGACAUUUGCUCGUUUGUUUUGUUUUUAGUUUGCAGUCGAUUUUAAAGUUUUAAUUGCCGGAAGUGGAUUGAAAAGGUCAAUGGAUGCGUUGUCCAUUAUUCGUGGGUACGGGUGUAGCGACAGCGAGGACGAAGACUUUCGCGGAUUCGACGGAAUAAGUGAUUAUUUUCCCGGCGCUCAAUUUUGGGCGAAGGAAGAGCAGGUUGCCGGCCGAGGUUUUCGGAGCUACGGAGACGGACGCUCGACAGUGGAGCAGGAUGCCGGCGCAACCUUCCGGAACCACGAGCGCUCGGCGGCAGAGCAAGCUGCUGGCCCAAGCUUCCGGAGCUACGAAGGCUCGGCGGUAGGGCAGGUUGCCGGUUCAAGCUUCCGGAGCCACGACAGCUCGGCGGUGGAGCAGGUUGCCGGCCCAAGCUUCCGGAGCCACGACAGCUCGGUGGUGGAGCAGGUUGCCGGCCCAAGCUUCCGGAGCCACGACAGCUCGGCGGUGGAACAGUUUGCCGGCCCAAGCUUCCGGAACCACGAGCGCUCGGCGGUGGAGGAUCUUAUUUCUGAUGACGAUGAUGAUGAUCUAUCGAGCAUUCCGGGUAAACGGACGAAGAAACAGAUCAAGAAAUUCGAUUCGGCGAAGAAGCGUCGCUCGAAGCACUUCGUUAUUCCCGAUGAUUGUGAGUGUAACAAGAACUGCAAGCAGCUUUUGUCCCGUGAUGACCGUAACCGAAUCAACGAAUAUUUCUGGAAAUUGGACAUCGAAGGCCAGCAUGAGUUCAUCCAGCAAUACGCAAGCUUGGCGGAUGUGAAGAACCGGAGGUCGAAACGUGAUGUUACAGAUGAGCUGGUCAAGAAGCGAUCAUUCGUUUGUACACUCUCGCCUGCCAGCGAUACGCCAAUAGUUGUUUGCAGAACCUUCUUCUUGAACACGAUUGGGUACGGCAAGGACUGCGGGAAUAUCAUCUACCGGAGUAUUCAUGGAUGUGACGAGGAUGGAGCACCAGAACCAAAACGUGGCAAAUACACUCGAAAGACCGAUUCACGUGAUUCAGUCAAGGACCACAUCGAAGGCUUCGGGCCCACGAUCUCGCAUUAUCGAAGAGAGCAUGCGCCGAAUCGUCUGUACUUGCCAUCAGACUUGACGCAGAAAUCGAUGUACGAUGACUAUCAGCAAACGCACACCACCAAGGUCAGUUACUCCUUGUACUCGCGAGUCGUUAACGAGAUGAAAAUUUCGUUUGUCAAACUUGGCCACGAGGAAUGUGAGGCUUGCGUUUCUGCAGAAGAACACCAGAAGAUCUCAGGUCAUCAGUUCGAUGAGGCUGGCCCAACUUGCUCAAUGUGUGCCGACCAGAUCAUUCAUUUGCGGUAUGCAAAAGAGGCAAGAGCGGAGUAUACGUCGGAUGGAGAAACCGUGAUUGCUGAUCAGUUGGUGCUGGCAGUAGAUUUACAAAAGGUCAUUUAUUUAAAUUGUUGCAUGUCACAUUUGAAUAACUUAUCAAUUUUACAGGUGAUUCAACUGCCCCGGCUGGACGGCCUCAAAACCGUGGUUUUCUCGCAGAGACUACUUGCGUUCAACGAGACGUUUGCGCCCGUCAAAGCUUACGCCAAGUCUUUCCCCGUGGUCGCAUGUGUUUGGUCCGAAGAGAUCAGCGGCCGUGGCAAGUGCGAGCUUUUAAGCUGUUUUUAUCGUGUGAUCAGAUAUUACCGCAAUCUGAAGAAGUUGACGCUGUGGCUGGACAAUUGUUCAAGUCAAAAUAAAAACUGGGAUCUGAUUGAAUACAUAGCUCUCCUCAUCAACCAACCGGAAGUACAACUCCAACGGAUCGAAUUGAAAUAUUUCGAGCCGGGCCACACUUUCAUGGCUGCCGACAGUGUACACGCUGGAGUCGAGAAACAAAUGAAGCAGAAACGAGUGGUUACAUUCGAGGACUUCAAGUUAGCUGUCUGAAAAGCUCAGAAAAAUGUCGAAGUUCUGGACAUGAAAGCUACAGAUUUGUUCCAGCCCAAGAUCGCUGUCACGCAGUACGCAUUGAACCAGUGCCAUCCACGCCCCUACGUGGAAAACAUCAGAAAAGUCGUUUUCAGCAAGGGCCGAUUCGAUGUAGGGUACGGCGAUACUGUCCACUGCAAGCAGCUGUCAUAUUGCCACCUACUGUCCAAAAAACAGAGGAAGCUGGUCGAGGCCGCCGAUUUUGACCUGAUGAAAACCAUGUCCUGGCAGGAGUCGCCGCGAGGAAUCGACCCCGAGAGAAAGAAGACGUUGGUGGCCACCCUGAAUGCUGUGGUUCCUGAAGAGAAGCGUGCUUUCUUCGAAUGCUGCCAACAAAAAAGGCAUCGGACUGAUUAAUGUUAAAUACUAACAAAAUCCAUGUAUUCCAUAAGUAUCGAAUAUCACUCUUACUAAAUAAACAUCAAUUUUGUGAUUUUUAAGUGGUAUCAAUAUUAAAUUAAGAAUUAAAUACGACUUAAACUGACCCUAUUUGUCCCUCUUUACCCCAAUAAACUUUAUUCAAGUGUUAAAUGAUCUUCAAACUAUGCUAAAGGCAUAACAAAAUGAAUUGCAUCGUAAAAUUAAACAGAAAAAAAGUUAUGUCAACGAAAAACCUGGUGGGACAAUUAUGCGUAGAAAUGUCACAAUGGGACAAACAGACUUGGUGUUGAUUUUGAAGAGUUUCCAUACAAAGUAUAUCUUUUUAUGUGUUUUUCUGAAAAUAUACAUCAAAAUGAACCCAAAAAUGCAUUAAAGUGAAAAUCGUCAAAAAAUGACAUGGGACAAUUAUGCGUGGAACGGCAGU
Molecule: messenger RNA, 3111 nt
Organism: Culex pipiens pallens (northern house mosquito)
Lineage: Eukaryota; Metazoa; Arthropoda; Insecta; Diptera; Culicidae
Exons: 2
Coding region: 402-2264 (620 amino acids)
Source: RefSeq, a predicted model, not a curated record